UUGCCUCUGCUACCGCAAAUGCCGGUCAUCAUCGGUGAAAAUUUGGAUGUGAAAGGAGGAAUUGUCAAUGGAAGUCAAGGAAUAGUGAAACACAUGCAUUACAUCCAGGAUCCAGAUGGAUAUCGUUUUGCGACUAGCGCUGUGGUGUCCAUUCCUGACUCAUCCCCCGACCCAUUCACACUCCUCCCUCCACAUGAUUGCAUGGUGCUACCAAAGACUAUAAACAUAAAA
Molecule: messenger RNA, 231 nt
Organism: Cantharellus anzutake
Lineage: Eukaryota; Fungi; Basidiomycota; Agaricomycetes; Cantharellales; Hydnaceae
Exons: 1
Source: RefSeq, a predicted model, not a curated record